UGGCGGAGUAGCAACGCGAAGCGGUUAGUAUUAAGUCUCUGGGCCGACUUGGGUUCUGGUCUCCGCAGCAGCAGUGAUCGCUGAGCGAAGAGCGCCUAGGGUAAUUGCCCAAGAUGCCGAAUAUCAAAAUCUUCAGCGGCAGCUCCCAUCAGGACUUAUCCCAGAAAUUUGCUGACCGCCUGGGCCUGGAGCUAGGCAAGGUGGUGACUAAGAAAUUCAGCAACCAGGAGACCUGCGUGGAAAUUGGUGAAAGUGUACGGGGAGAAGAUGUCUACAUCGUUCAAAGUGGUUGUGGUGAAAUCAACGACAAUCUAAUGGAACUUUUGAUCAUGAUUAAUGCCUGCAAGAUCGCUUCAGCCAGCCGGGUUACUGCAGUCAUCCCAUGUUUCCCUUAUGCCCGGCAGGAUAAGAAAGAUAAGAGCCGGGCUCCAAGCUCAGCCAAGCUUGUUGCAAAUAUGCUGUCUGUAGCUGGUGCAGAUCAUAUUAUCACCAUGGAUCUACAUGCUUCUCAAAUUCAGGGCUUUUUCGAUAUCCCAGUGGACAAUCUGUAUGCAGAGCCAGCUGUCCUGAAAUGGAUUAGGGAGAAUAUCUCUGAAUGGAGGAACUGCACUAUUGUGUCACCUGAUGCUGGUGGAGCCAAGAGAGUGACCUCCAUUGCAGACCGGUUGAAUGUGGACUUUGCCUUGAUUCACAAGGAACGGAAGAAGGCCAAUGAAGUGGACCGCAUGGUGCUAGUGGGAGAUGUGAAGGAUCGGGUGGCUAUCCUUGUGGAUGACAUGGCUGACACUUGUGGCACAAUUUGCCAUGCAGCUGACAAACUUCUCUCAGCUGGAGCCACCAGAGUUUAUGCUAUCUUGACUCAUGGAAUCUUUUCUGGCCCAGCCAUUUCUCGCAUCAAUAAUGCAUGCUUUGAAGCAGUAGUGGUCACCAAUACCAUACCUCAGGAGGACAAGAUGAAGCAUUGCUCCAAAAUACAGGUGAUUGACAUCUCUAUGAUCCUUGCAGAAGCCAUCAGGAGAACUCAUAAUGGGGAGUCUGUUUCCUACCUGUUCAGCCAUGUUCCUUUAUAACAAUACCUUGAGACUUUUUAAAAAAUAAAAUCAACCCCAUCCCU
Messenger RNA from Sciurus carolinensis (gray squirrel), 1114 nucleotides. Its product is annotated as ribose-phosphate pyrophosphokinase 1-like. Gene Ontology annotation, cellular component: ribose phosphate diphosphokinase complex; cytoplasm. Gene Ontology annotation, biological process: 5-phosphoribose 1-diphosphate biosynthetic process; ribonucleoside monophosphate biosynthetic process; purine nucleotide biosynthetic process. The record is from RefSeq and is a predicted model, not a curated record. Lineage: Eukaryota; Metazoa; Chordata; Mammalia; Rodentia; Sciuridae. The transcript has a single exon. Gene Ontology annotation, molecular function: magnesium ion binding; ribose phosphate diphosphokinase activity; ATP binding. The coding region runs from base 114 to 1070 and encodes 318 amino acids.